AGUGAGCGCGGAUGAUGCGGUUUCCGGGAGAGCAGAUCCAGUGACGAGUGGGACAAGUUGAACAUUUGACUGUGUCCUGGAUGAUCUGAGCGUGUACCUGCAGGCUGCUCUCAGGCUGAUCCUCUGCAGAACACGCCCUCAUAGAAAAGGUAGAGACACCGUGCUGCUUACCUGAAAACAACAGCCCCAAUGCUCCACCUGGGGCUCACACCACCAGACACCUACCAAAUGAAAUUAAAACGAGUUAAUUUCCACAAACUUUGGUUUAUCCCGAGGAACUGUAUUCACGUCUGUAGCUGGGAGCUGCUGGACACCCAGCGGGAUUCGAGAGAGAAGUAAGGCUGGUUGUUGCAACAGCAGAGCGUUCACCCACCGGCUGGGCUGAGCACCAUGAGUAGGAAGGCACGGCGCUGGAUUUUCCAUUUCUUCCUUUGCCUUGGAGUAUUGUAUCUGAAGAUCGGGGGCCUGUCGUCGGUGGUUGCACUGGGAGCGAGCAUCAUCUGUAAUAAAAUCCCCGGCUUGGCCCCCCGUCAGAGGAUUAUUUGUCAGAGCCGACCCGACGCGAUCAUAGUGAUCGGAGAGGGAGUUCAGAUGGGCAUCAACGAGUGUCAGUUUCAGUUUAGACACGGACGCUGGAACUGCUCGGCCCUGGCAGAGAGGACCGUGUUCGGCAAAGAGCUCAAAGUGGGCAGCAAGGAGGCUGCCUUCACCUACGCUAUCAUUUCUGCCGGGGUCGCCCAUGCAGUCACUGCGGCCUGCACCCAGGGGAGCCUAAGCGGCUGCGGCUGCGACAAGGAGAAACAAGGUUUUUACAACCAGGAGGAGGGCUGGAAGUGGGGCGGCUGCUCUGCAGACGUCAACUACGGCCUGGGUUUCUCUAAGGUGUUUGUGGACGCACGGGAGAUCAAGCAGAAUGCCAGGACUCUUAUGAAUUUACAUAACAACGAAGUGGGACGCAAGGUCCUGGAGAAGGGCAUGCGUCUGGAAUGCAAGUGUCAUGGUGUGUCAGGAUCCUGCACCACGAAGACAUGCUGGACGACGCUCCCCAUGUUCCGUCAGCUGGGAUACAUCCUCAAGGACAAGUACAACCAGGCUGUGCACGUGGAACCGGUACGAGCCAGCCGCAACAAGCGCCCCACCUUCCUUAAGGUCAAGAAACCCCACUCAUACCGCAAGCCUAUGGAAACAGAGCUGGUCUACAUUGAGAGGUCGCCCAACUACUGUGAGGCUGACCCUCUGACUGGCAGCAUGGGAACACAGGGCCGCCUGUGCAACAAAACGGCUCAGCAGCCCAACAGCUGUGACUUGAUGUGUUGCGGUCGAGGAUAUAACACACACCAGUACUCACGCGUUUGGCAGUGCAACUGCAAGUUCCUGUGGUGCUGCUAUGUGAAAUGCAACACCUGCAGUGAGAGGACAGAGAUGUAUACCUGUAAAUAGAAAUAUUUAUUCGAUGUGUAUUUAGACACACAGCUACACUGGACUGUGUGUGAAUAUGUUUCAGAAUAAGGUUUCUCUGUGUCUUGUACAUGCGUGAAGAGUAUCAGCCUUUCUGUGUUGGCAUUACAACAAUCAGGACAGCCGGUUCCUCCAAUGUGUGUUGAUUCUACUGAUGCCAAUGGACGUCUGCCACGACACUGGACUCAAGCUAUGGGCUCAAAUUUUCAAUUUGAAUGCCAUUUCCUGCCUCACACUUGACAUCUCUGCAGACCAUAAUGGUCUAUUAUCAUGAAUCACCUCAAAUAGUGAUAGUUUUUUUAAUAAUAUUAAUAACAAUCAUAAUUUAUUAAAGGAGAAAACUACUGAAGAUUUUGAAAUUUCACUGACAAUUCAUUGUAGAUUUUGAAAAUUCACUGUAGACUAAAUUGUAAAUUGGUGCACUUCAAGUGCACUGAAAAGCUAAACAAGUUCUCUUUUUUUAACAAGACAACUUACACACUGGAGCUGAGAACUGAAACGGUCUGAACAGAACUGAACUUGACUGUCCGUCAUAUUUGGAAGCCUGCAGUUUAUGUGCAUUAUGCCCAACAGAAUAAUAUUAAACUACUGUUCCGGGGCCUGCAUGAUAUAAUUGGUUUCUACUUGUUUCUAUCCCCCGUCCCCCAAAAUUCACUGCUGGCUGUCUGGAAAGUUCCAGAGUUUGUGACUGAGGAGCCAUAUUGACUAUUCAAUUUAACAUCACUGUGAGCUUCCAACAUAAAUUCCCCUGAAUAUAUAGGAUAUAUUUUGUGAGAGAUUAUUUUUAUAUUAUUUUGUUUUUAAUUUAUUUUCUAUUGCGAUGUAAGCUAUUUUCUCUUAGCAUUUCUAAAUGUUUAGUUAAAGUGUUUACCACUAAAACACUGUUCUAAAAAUGUGCCUUUUUAUUUAGCAGAACAUCAUAAUGUUUUAAUGAAAUGUGCUGUAUUGUGAUUUGUAACUCAUUUCAAGAAAAUUUGCUUUGUUACCAAUAGAGAGCCAAAGUCCUGAUGUCACUUCCAGGCUAGCUUCUGUUCUACCAACAUUGGCUCAAAUGACUCAGAGCUCAACGUUCACUUUUUAAAGUGGUCGGCUUAAGCAGGCAUAAGCUUUUGGUUGCUGAAAUUGAUAAGGUUGCCAUGUUUUAAACUGCCUAUAUUUGCAGCAGUACAUUUCAUGUGUAACUAUACCACACAUUUUAAUAAUGAAAUCAUGAGAAAAUGUUUUGCAAUUUAAUUUCUCAUCCCUUCUGAAAUAGGGGGUGCAACGGAUCACAAAACUCCCGGUUCUAAUCGCGGUUUGGAGUCACGGACCGGAUCAAUUCAAGGGGGGGAAUUUAAAUGAUUAUCAAAAUUGAAUAACUCAACAAUGAUUACUUCUUUCACUAGUAAUUUGCUGUUAAACAAAAACAGAUGAGAAAAGUUUUUUUUUUACAAUAACUUUGAAUGCACCGCAAGGUUUACCAGUUUACCAGUAAACUCAACAUUUUGUCCCGUUUGUGUUGUUUCUCCGAAAACAGAAGUGAUCAUUGUGCUAGUUUGUGUGUGUUAGCUCUCAGCUUUAGUGGCAGACUGUUGGACGUCCCACUGUUAGAAUCUUUUACAGUGAAAUACAGUCACACUUUUACACCGUUUAGCUGACAGCAUUUUAACCAUGUUC
Messenger RNA from Etheostoma spectabile (orangethroat darter), 3114 nucleotides. It is a transcript of the gene wnt7aa, whose product is annotated as wingless-type MMTV integration site family, member 7Aa. The record is from RefSeq and is a predicted model, not a curated record. Gene Ontology annotation, cellular component: extracellular region. The transcript is spliced from 4 exons. The coding region runs from base 391 to 1440 and encodes 349 amino acids. Gene Ontology annotation, molecular function: frizzled binding; cytokine activity. NCBI's taxonomy places the organism in Eukaryota, Metazoa, Chordata, Actinopteri, Perciformes, Percidae. Gene Ontology annotation, biological process: positive regulation of JNK cascade; multicellular organism development; cell fate commitment.